Messenger RNA from Raphanus sativus (radish), 1049 nucleotides. Its product is annotated as WAT1-related protein At4g30420-like. NCBI's taxonomy places the organism in Eukaryota, Viridiplantae, Streptophyta, Magnoliopsida, Brassicales, Brassicaceae. The record is from RefSeq and is a predicted model, not a curated record. Gene Ontology annotation, cellular component: plasma membrane. The transcript is spliced from 7 exons. Gene Ontology annotation, molecular function: transmembrane transporter activity. The coding region runs from base 21 to 1049 and encodes 342 amino acids.
UAGAGAGAGAGAGAGAGGAGAUGGGGAAGGUAGAGGAGUACAAGCCGGUGAUGGCGAUGAUUGGGUUGCAACUGUGUUACGCAGGAGUGACUCUUUCCUCAAGAGCUACUUUGGUUCAUGGAACAAGCCCUCGAGUUUUUAUCCUCUAUAGGCAAGCCUUGGCAACCAUUUGCAUCUUCCCAUUUCUCUACUUCUCAAGGAGAAAAUCGAAGAUAUCUCCUUUGGAUCUAAAGAGCUUUUCGUUAAUAUUCAUGGUCUCGCUUAUAGGCAUUACAAUCAAUCAAAAUCUGUAUUUUGAAGGUCUUUACUUAGCUUCAUCGUCCAUGGGAAGUGCCAUGGGUAACAUCAACCCUGCUGUUACCUUCCUAAUCUCAUUUCUAGUCGGAUACGAGAAGGUGAAUAUCAAGAAUAUCAGAGGGUUAGCGAAGAUAGCAGGGACGGUCCUAUGUGUAGUAGGAGCGAUCUCCAUGACUCUGCUUCGUGGACCAAAGAUUCUCAACUCAGAGUCUGCUUUAUCCCUUGCGAGCUCGUUGCUAGGAGGUUUAAAGGACCAAAACAUGUGGCUGAUUGGUUGUUUGUUCUUAUUCUCUAGCAAUCUUUGCUGGUCUUUCUGGCUCACACUUCAGGUUCCAAUCUCUGCCUAUUACCCAGAUCACGUCUCUUUAUCAGCAUGGAUGUGUUUAUUCGGAACGAUACAGUGUGCAGUCGUCACCUUCUUCCUUGAGAAAGACCCGAACGCUUGGAUUCUCCAUUCUUACUCCGAGUUUGCUACAUGUCUCUACGCUGGAGUUGUAGCGUCAGCGCUUUCUUUUACCGUCCAAGCUGGCUUAAUCGGAGGAUUAUGUGUGAUAAUGGGACUUUACAUUGUGCUCUGGGGUAAAUCAAAAGAUGUCAUGAAGAAUCAAGAACAAAGAGACAGUAGAAACAACUCGGAAGUAAAGAUUCACAUCGAAGAUUCUUCAAACACAACAAACUGUAAUAAAGAUUUAGAGAAUCCCCUUCUGUCCAAACACAAAUCAACUGAAGAAAUCCAAAACAUCAACAACUAA